AUGGCCCCUUCUACUCCUACACCCAGCCCUUUCGCCGCCAUGAGGAACUUUGGUGGUAUGGUGUCAUCUGCUCUUUCUUUCGGCGACAGAUCUCGCCAAGUCUCCUCCCUCGGCCUCGGCACUCUCUCUCUGGGGGAGCCGUCUGGCGCUGCCCCGCCCCCUCGCUCCGCCUCUCCCUCCGCUGGUUCUCCCGUCCCCGUAACGGGUUCUCCUGGAGGGCCUCCUCCUGCCCCCACUCCUCGCCGUAGGACGCCCGCCUUUCGUCCUGGUGAGUCUCCGUCCUCCUCCGACCAGGACUCGCUCAGUGGGGGCUCGGAGUCGGGUGAUCGACCCGACACCGAAGAAAGUGAGGAUGAUGAUGAUGGGGAGGGUAGGAUCGAUAGUGAGGGUGAAAGCGAGUUAGAAGAAUACCCGGAUGAUGACGUGGAGGUGAUUAGUGUAGAGGACAACAACGUAGAUAGUCCUGAGCCCGGUCCUGCCCCUCCCCCUGCUCAAAUUGUGGGCCAGAAACGACGCCGUUCCCUCUCUUCUUCUUCUUCUUCCUCUUCUUCUUCUUCCUCUUCUUCUUCUUCCUCUUCUUCUUCCUCUUCCGGGGUUCUCCCCCCCCCCAACGCCAUCGCCGCUGCCGCCGCCGUCCCCGUCGCUGCUCCCCCCCCUUCUCCCAGAGGGGAGCCUUCGCCCAAACGGGUGAAGAGAUCACUGCGGGAAGAAGAGUACUUGUGGGAGAAGAUGAAGUCCGAGCCUGGUCGUUGGAUCGCGGUUGGUGUUGACGAAGCGUGUGAUCGUUGCCGACGUGAGAUUAUCACGUAUAAUCGUCCAAACUGGCCCUGCCUCAAGGCAGUCAGGCCACACAACAAGGCCCUCCGUUGUGCUUCAUGCACGUCUGGCCCCUGCUCCUUCUGUCCCGUUUCCUCUGCCCGGGACAUCCCGCCCCGUCCCUCCCACUCUUCGCCCUUCCCCCCUCCUCAGACUCCAGCGUCUGUCCCCCGUUCGCGGGUACCUCCUUCGUCUCUCCGGUCGGUUCGCCGUACUUCGCCGGACCUCCGCCCGUCGCCUCCGUCGCCGUCGCCCUUCGCUCCUGUGGCCGGCCCAUCACGUCUCCCGGCUGUUCCUCCUUCGUCUUCUCGCCGUCCUUCGGCCUCUGCUCCUUCGGCCUCUCGUCCUUCGGCACCACGUCCGUCCUCUCCAGUGGUAGCUUCUCCUCCGGCUCACAGCACCCGAAGUCGGCGUCCUUCUGUUCCUCCGGCCACUUCGGCGGCCCCUCCCGUCACCCCUCCCUCUGCUUCCCAGAAGACACCGAAGUCUUCUUUAAAGAAAUCAAAAGGGAAAUCUAAAGAGAAGGAGGUUGCCUUCAAUGAUGGUGAUGUGGAAAAUGAAGAUACUCAGCGUGCUGGUCCCUCUGCUCCCCGGUUGUCCCUCGUCCACCCUCGUAUCUCCCUGGACGUCCGUAUUCCUGAGGACGAAAAGGAAUUCGCCACUUAUCGUUCUCUCGUCCUCGGUCUCACUACUCAGCUUGAGGCCGCCCGAAAUGAUACAUCUCUCCUGCUUGACUUCUCUUCUCGUCAAGCUAACGCUUUAAACAAUCUUACUGCGGCGUUAGUAGAUGUAGUCAACACUGGGGCUCUGGACGACGAAGCAAGGACAAGACUGCUCUCGACCUCCUCAGUCUUCCCUUCGAGUGUCUACGGACCAUACGUUCUCUGUGGAGGACCCCGAGCAUGCAAGCUGCUCGAGAUGUCCAGGACUUCGGUGACUUCUUUGGGGCUAUGA
Messenger RNA from Tremella mesenterica DSM 1558, 1770 nucleotides. RefSeq lists its product as uncharacterized. Bases 1 to 1770 code for a protein of 589 amino acids. NCBI's taxonomy places the organism in Eukaryota, Fungi, Basidiomycota, Tremellomycetes, Tremellales, Tremellaceae. The record is from RefSeq and is a predicted model, not a curated record. The transcript is spliced from 5 exons.